Molecule: messenger RNA, 3889 nt
Organism: Zootoca vivipara (common lizard)
Lineage: Eukaryota; Metazoa; Chordata; Lepidosauria; Squamata; Lacertidae
Gene: ADAD2
Product: adenosine deaminase domain containing 2
Biological process (GO): RNA processing; adenosine to inosine editing
Cellular component (GO): nucleolus; cytoplasm
Molecular function (GO): double-stranded RNA adenosine deaminase activity; tRNA-specific adenosine deaminase activity; adenosine deaminase activity
Source: RefSeq, a predicted model, not a curated record
CUUUAAAAAAAGGUUAAAAAUCUGGGGGUGUCUUAUACACGGAUAGUGCAUAUGCCCAUUUUCUAAAUUUGGGGUCCCCAAAAGUAGGGGGCAUCUUAUACAUUGAAAAAUACGGUAUAUUUCCCCUACAACACAACACUGAUACAAAACUUAGACAUUCAAGCGAAAAGGUGCAAUUGUAAACAUCCCUUCAGCUUGCUAGCAGAGAGUUUUAAAUUUUAUCUGUUUCCCUUCUUCCCAGCAAAAUGUCGGACAAAGAAGAGGCGGCAGGAGAGGGUUUCCAGAGACAAAAGGCCGCACCAUCUCUGCAGAAAGAUUGGAUCCCGUCCCCUUGGAGGGAAGGACAACUUCAAACCGUUGCCGUUGAAGAGCCUCUUCCUUCUCCAGAGCUCUCUGGAUCGGCUAGUGGUACCACACAAGGAAAGGCACACCUUCUGCCCUCAGCUUCUUUUAAGGAGCCACUCCUGGAUGGAUGGGAUCAACCAAUCAAAGAUGUUUCUGAUGCACAACUGGAGAAGCAAAAGGAAACCUUGCCUGUUCUCCCAGUUUCUUCUGUAAAACCUCGGCCUGCUGAAAAUGAAGUUUCCCACACACAACGCUGUGCCGCUAUUACCAGUGAUAUUUGUGAAAUGCUUAUUGGAGAAGACGUGCGGUACCAAGGCUGUAUGAGCAGUGUGGCAGCAUUCAUACUGGAGAGAGAGGUUGCCAACAGCCCAAGCUCCUACAAGGAGACCUACGAGGUGGUUGCCCUGGGAACAGGAGAUGUAUGCUAUGAAGGCUGGAUGGAGUUCCAAGGCAGGAGAAUCCAUGAUAUGCAUGGGCUAGUGGUUGCCCGCAGAGCACUUCUGAGGUACUUAUACAAGCAGCUACUGAUGUACUGCUGCCAAGACCCCACCGCCCUUGAGAAGUGCAUCUUCCGCCUGGCAGAGGACGGGGUGCAUCUGACUCUGAAACCAAAUUACUUUCUGCAUCUCUACCUGAGUCGGAGGCCCAAAGGAGCUUCCGAGAACACCCGGAUUGUGUCUCCGCAGCCGAAUCCAUCCAUUGGGCUCCACAUCAGCGCUAAAGGGGUGCUCAGGCCCAUCUCGUACUGCCGCCCCAGCACGCUGUCUGCCUACGUCUACUGUGUCUCCAGCAGCGACAAGCUGACCCGCUGGAGCGCCUUGGGAGUGCAGGGGGCCCUUCUCAGCCACAUCAUCCACCCUGUGUACAUCACCAGCAUUGUCCUAGCUGAUCCUUACCAAGACCACGACACCCUCCAUAAGGUCAUCAAUGAGCGACUGAACCUGGCAACCCCGGAUAGCUUGCCAAAGCCAUUUAACCACAGGCAGAUAUACCUUUUUAAGGGUCCCUGUGUCGCUUCCCUUGACACGCCAGCAGAGUUUCGCUCCUUGAGCUUCAACUGGUGUGGGGGAGAUGAGAUGCUGGAACUAGUGAAUGCAGCUGUUGGGAAGGCAGUACAGGACAUGGCAAAUCCAUGUGACCAGUUCCACCCCAGUCGGCUCUGCAAGGCUGCCAUGCUGAAAUCCUUCAGGAAGGUGGCUGAGGAGAUGAAGAGAGACGACUUGAUGCUGCUGCCCACAUAUUAUGAAGCCAAGGUCAAAGCUGAGGUCUAUCAGACAGCCAAGCGCCAGGUGUUUGCCCAGCUGAGCUCGCAAGACUUUGGCAAGUGGCCCCAAAAGCGGUUGGUGGACAUCUUCCCCAGUUAGAGUGCCCUGCCAGCUAAGCUACUGCCUGCAUAUUGAAGACAUUUCAGGCUUAAGGUGGAUGCAUGAGUGGGUGUGCACAAGGCUGAUAAAUCUUCACCCAGCAAAUGGAGAGCUGUAAACGUUGCUGUACUUUUGAGGUGGAUGGGGCUAUAAAUGUUUAAAUACAUUGUUUUGCUGUGAUGCCGUUUUCACAGUGGUCCUUUCCUAUGAUGGAAUAGGAAAGUUGGGUGUGUAACUGAGGCUAAAAGUUCUGACAACAUUUACUUAGAAUUCUACUUUUUCUUUGUACCUGCUUUGGGGCUGUGUCCAAACACAGCCACAAACUAUGGUGAUUGUUAUGGGAAUGAGGCACAGAAAGCCCUGAGCUCUCCCACUCCCCUGUCUCUCCUCUGGGAUGGGUAAUGAAACAGGCUUGUUUCAACACAGACCAUCGUUAAGAUUAACCUCGGUUUAGGAUUUGCACGUAAUGACAGGCUAUAGUUAAUCAAAAAAGGAAGUGAAAGCUUCUGAUCUCUCAACCCUGCUGGAGGAAGAGAGCAGGCAGUGUGCAGCCUCUCUCUGCAGUUUAUUCCUGGAAUAAUAUACAAUGGGCUGUUCAACCAUAGUUUAUUGUUACAUUUGAAUUCAGUUUCUGUCUCUGUGUGUUGCAGGAAGGUCAGGGUAACAACAUGUGACAUACGCAUGAGUUGCACAACCCAUGUGAGAAGGAGACCGUGUGACAAACUACUCUGUACCUCUAUAAAGACUGCACAUUUCCUUGAUCUUUAAAUAUGCACACACUAAUCUCAGAGAACACGUAAGCAAGCGUCUUCAGAUUUCAUUACUUUGGAUUUGAAGGCUCUUUAUUUAUUUAUUUAGCUAUUUGCAAUUGAAACUUUAACAGUUAAUGGCAGGAUCCAGUUGAGCAUCCUGGGCCAAUUUUUCACUUAAACUUGGUUUCUGUCAGCUCCUCUCCACAAUUUUUUACACUAUGGUUCUGUUUCAUGGUGGAAAUGAAUGAGAAAUUGUCACACAUUCAGGUUGUACUUAACUGGAUGUGUUUUAUGACAAGGGGUUUGAGAUCUGGCCAUUUUGUGUUUGUUUGGAAAUGCACUUCUUUUGGCUGCUAAUUUUGUAGAACAGUCUUUGCAGACAUGACCACUGAAGUAAAGAAUUGCGAACCUUAGAAUUUCUGUGUGGCUGCUUGUGCAAAUCGAGGCAAAGCUGUGAACUUUACCUAUUACUCUAAAAUAGUACCUAGCGUGUCUUGUUAACUGCAUUGCCAGGCUUUCUGUACAAACUCUGAAUGCUUUGAUCUAAAUGAGAUGUCCUGGUGACCUUAUUUCAGACACUGAUGCACUGGUUUGAGCACCAUUGUUGAAAAAUGGUAUACAAAUAAUAAGAUUGUGAUGAUUUGGAGCUUCAGGGGCUCAGAAGUUUGUGAUCUCAUGAGUGAGAAAUGAGUAGCAGUAGUAACAACAACAAGCACAUUUAUAUGGUGCUUUAGAGCAGAUGGUGGCUAAUAUUUUUUGGCCUGAGGAUGAGGUCCACAUUCAUCCUUUGCCAGUCCCCUGGGAGCUCCAUGCCAGCAGUGGAUGUGGCCAGUCCACACUCUUGGACACAGGCUCUUGUAUGCUUGCACACAGCCCCCCCAUGCCCCUGCUAACCUUCCCCCCUGCUAUGUGGGGAUCAGCUAGGGACGGGGGGGCUAGUGCUCCAUCUCUGCUUAUCAGGGCAACUUGGGCUCUCUCCAUCGCAGCACACUCUAUUAUCAUUUUUCUUUUUGUCACCAGUGUCAAAAUUGGUGGAGUCAGGGUGGAGGGACAGGACAUUUGCUGGUGGCGUAAGUUAGGCCAUCCCUUGCUUUAGAAUCUUCAAAAUACUUUCAACACAUGUUGCAGGAAUCCUUUCAAUGAACUUGCCAAAUAGUUUACUGUUAUCCCCAUGUCUUGAGGACCACCUCCUCCCAGAUGAAUCUGCCUGUGCAAUUGGAUCAAGACGGGUGGCUCGGCUCUGCCGUCUUUCGCUGGUGAAUUUCACCGGGGGGGGGGGCACCUGGCUUCUUAUAUUCUCUAGCAGGCUGCAUGGGGAAUUCCAAUAGAUUUAUUUAAUGUCAAAUAUCUUUUUAAAAAUAAAAAUGUCUGGAGCUGUGAACAAUAGCAAGGUUUAAAAUGCAAACCGUAAAACAGUGUAUCAGAUAA